CACCUUCCACUCCUUCAAGGCUCACUUUAGUAUGUUUGAUUGGACAUCAUACAGCAUACAGUGCAUGUAAGCCAUUACGUGAUUGGUGCGUGUAAGCCACGUGAGCUUCUUGGCACCACUGCGCUGCGCUGUGUUUGGCACACUAAUAUUUCAAAAUUAUUAAGCUGUAACGGUUUUAUAACGAUUUUUGUAACGGUCACUGUGCAUCACUGUGCUUUUCGCUUUUAGUAAAUAUUCUACUUUGAAAAUGCCGGUUUCCUUAAAUGCUAUCACCCUUUGUAAUUUUAAGUCAAUUCGGGGACAGGUAACAAUUACUCCCUUCCCAUCACUUACAACAAUUAUCGGUCCAAAUGGAUCUGGAAAAUCAAAUAUUAUGGAUGGAGUAAGAUUUGUUUUGGGAGAGAAGCCAGAUGCUUUGCGUGUUAAAUGCCUCAGUGACCUCGUUCAUGGAGCUAUUAUUAGAACGCCAAGAACGGAAGGUACCUACGUAAAAAUAGUCUUCACGGAAAACAAUAAUGAAGAAAAAAGUAUCACAAUAAAUGAAGAAACAAUAAUAAAUAAAGAAAAAAGUUUCACAAGGAUAAUACAUAAUGAAGACAGUCAAUAUGAUAUAGAUGGCGAGAUUGUCACACAUAAUUUUUAUAUGGCUGAACUCAAAAAAUUUGGCUUGGAUAUAAACUUGGGCAAUUUUUUUAUGCCUCAAGGCUACAUCGAAUGUUUGGCAACAAAACUGCCAAAAGAGCUGACUGUAAUGUUUGAAAUGAUUAGUGGUUCAAACUCUUACGAAGGCAUUUACACGAGAUUAAUGGAAAAGAAUCAGGAAUUGAAAAUGAAAAUACAUUAUACAUUUCAAAUGAAAAAACAAUUAUUGAUGCAAAAGAAAUGUACUAUUGCGGAAGCAGAAGAAGCAGACAAAUAUUCAGAAUUGCAGGAACAAUACAUUGAAAUAAAAACACAACUGCAAUUAGUUCAAUUACUUCUUAUUAAGAAGGCAGUUGACACCUUACAAAAUAAGAAAAGAGAGAAAAAAUUACAAAUAGAGCAACGUCUAUUUGACAAGAAUAAUGUGAUGUCUUUAUUAGAACAACAUAAUUCACAAUUUAAGUCAUUAUCCAAUUCUGUGGAAGCUAUCGAAAAAGACAUUCAAGAAUUGGACAAUGUUAUUCAAAACUGCAAAAAUAAUCACGUUAGGCAUUUAACAACUGUUUUAUAUUGGCAAAAACACCGUGAUCACGCUCACGCUUGCCUGAACAAUGGGAAUGAAGCACGUGAUAAUAACAUCAAAAUCAUUCAAGAAUUAAAAGAUGAAUUAAAACAGAUAAACAAAAAAUUGAAAAAGAUGAAAGAAGCAUCACAGGACAUAGAACUCACCAAUUCCCAGGUUAAACAUUAUUGCGAAUUGAAAAGCGAAGUUGAAUACCGAGCGAAGGAUUUUGUAGAGCAAAUAAAUAGAUUGAUGCGUAAUCAAGAACCAGAUCGCAUUAAAUUCGAAAACGAAAAUAGGAUUAAGCAGGAACUGGAGGACAAAAUAAAGCGAGACACAUUUAAGAAGGAUAAUCUUGAAAAGUGUCUCCAAGGACUCCAAGAUUCAGACGCCAAAUUCAAAAGAACUUUAGAGAGUAAGAUAAAAGACAGAAAGGAGUUAAUCAAGGAAAUUAACACAAUAAAAACUACAUCGAUAAAAUUGAGCAACGAUAUUGCAAAUAUUUCCAAAGAGCUUGGCCAAGCUGAUAUCAGUUCGCAAGAAAAGAAAAAAGUAGAAAUAAUCAAAAAUUUGAAACAAUUUUCUGGCGUGCAUGGCCGAUUAUCUCAGUUAUGUAGGCCUAUACAUCGACGGUACUAUGUUCCUGUGAUUAAAGUUUUUGGUAAAAAUAUAGACGCUAUUAUCGUUGAUACUACACAUACAGCGAUCCAGUGUAUUCAAUAUCUAAAACAGCAAAAACUAGCUGCUGAAACAUUUUUACCACUUGAUUCAAUUAAACCGGUUCAUUUGAAGGAAAACUUACGUGAUAUAAAGGAACCGAAGAAUGUUAAAUUAUUAUUCGAUGUGCUAAAUGUUACACGUGCGGAAAUAGCGAAGGCAGUUUUAUUUGUUACCAAAAACGUUUUAGUUUGUGAGACCGCCGACGAUGCAAGAAGAAUGGCAUAUGAAAUCGACAAACACAACGCUUACGAUUGUGUUUCAUUGAAUGGAUGUUUUUAUCGUAAAGAUGGUCUGAUAUCUGGAGGAGAGGCCGAUUUAAUUUCAAAAGCGGAACAAUGGAUGAAGCAGAGGGAGUAUGAGGGAGCACGGGAUACAUUCGCAUUGGAGAAACAGAAGGAAGAUUUAAUGAAGGAACUUAACAAGCUGCCGAACAUCUCACUCAUGCGAUCUGAUCUUAAUAUACUAAAGGAAGAAAUUGAAGGAAUUUUUUUCCAAAUUCUAGAGGUCAAACAAGAUAUAAAAGAUUCUGAAAGUAAAAUUAAGGAAAUUAAUGAAAUAUUGCAACAGCACGCUCAAAAUCUAUCUUUGUCAAAUUCGACAAUAUCGGAAAUUCAACAUAAUAUGCAAGAAACAAAUCAAAAUAUUAAAAGCAUACAGGAACAUAUUGAUACAAUUAGAAAUGAAAUUUUUGCUGAUUUUUGUGAAGAUAUUAAUAUACCGGAUAUCAGCUACUAUGAAAAUAAACUGCUGAUUUAUAGAGAAGAGGAAGAGAAGCGAAUAAACCUUGAGAAGCAAUACGGUCUUAUCACGACUCAAUUAUCUUUCGAAAACGAACGCGAUACAAAAGCUCCAAUUUUGAAAUGGAAACGUGCUUUGAAAAAAGCUGAGGAAGAGUUGAAUAACGCGCAACAGCAAGAAACAAUAAUAAAUAGUGAAAUUGAACAAGAAGAAGUUAAAUUAUCGAAAUUAAAGAUGACUUAUGUAAAGAAAGAAAACGAUUUAAAGAAUAUAACAGAAAGCUUGAAGAAAUAUAAUUCAGAACUUCGUGAUAUAACAAAGUUAUAUCUAGAAAAUCAGAAAGCUCACAUUGCUAUACAAACACAAAUAGAUAAGAAGAAGGCAGAAUGCAAUGCUAUACUUAGAGAAUGCAAGAUGGAAGGUAUUACUGUUCCAAUAGCGAAGACAUCACACGGUAGACUAGAAAAGUUUCUAAGCAAUUCUAGUCCUGCUUCAAACGCGGAAUCGUCGAAUGAAUGGGAUAUAUCAGUAAUGAUUAAUUUUUCACUUUUUCCCAAAAAUCUCCGUGAUAGUACAAAAGAAGGUUUGCAAAAUAUCAUUGUACAGCUUGAUGAAAAACUUACGGAGAUUCAAAAUCAAAUUAAAACCAUAGUAAAACCCAAUCUUAAGGUUCAUGAGAAGAUAGAUCCAAUAAAGAAACAUAUAUCAAGUUUAAACAAGAAACUUAAAACGUUGCGUCAGAGAGCUCUUCGUACUGAAAGAGAAUUAAAUGAAGUAAAAAAUGAAAGACAAAGUUUAUUUAUGAAUUGUUUACAAUGCGUUGCUGCUGCAGUAGAGCCUAUAUACAAAGAUUUGGUCAAAGAAAAAUCGGCUCUAGCACUUCUAGUAUCAGAUAAUACUGAGGAAUCGUACGCAGGUGGUGUACAUUAUAGCUGUAUACCGCCGUUUAAACUCUUUCAGCCAAUGUCAAAUCUAUCGGGUGGAGAAAAAUCACUCGCUAGUCUGGCAUUACAAUUCGCAAUUCAAUGUUAUAAGCCAUCACCGUUUUUCAUUAUGGACGAAAGCGAUGCGACAUUGGAUCAAAUAAAUAUUGAAAACUUUAUUCAUUUUAUUCGAUCUUACUUGAAAUCGGAUGAUAUAAAAGUUAUCAUGAUAACGUUGAAUAAAUCACUGUUUUCUCAUUCCGAUGCACUUAUAGGAGUUACUACUGAGCCUGACGCAGAAUGUACCGAGAGUAAAGUAUUUUCCAUUUCAUUGGAUAAAUAUUCUAGCUGUUAAUAGAAACAUUUUUUUAUUUUUAUUAUCGAUAGGUUGGGGUGACGACAGAAUAUUUGUCAGUUUUAAUUUUUAUUUCAAUUUUAGUUUUAUUUCGUGAAAUUGACAUGUG
Molecule: messenger RNA, 4049 nt
Organism: Linepithema humile (Argentine ant)
Lineage: Eukaryota; Metazoa; Arthropoda; Insecta; Hymenoptera; Formicidae
Product: structural maintenance of chromosomes protein 1A-like
Biological process (GO): sister chromatid cohesion
Cellular component (GO): nucleus; chromosome; cohesin complex
Molecular function (GO): protein binding; DNA binding; ATP hydrolysis activity
Source: RefSeq, a predicted model, not a curated record